AUGGAGACAACUGAAUUGCCGCAGACAAAAUUAUGUCGUGUGACACAAUUCAUCAAAUUAUUUGUGCGGACAUACGGAAACACGUUCAAUGAAACAUGCCCUAACAAUGAAGAAGGUUUAUCGUAUGAAGAAUAUAGAGAUGGCAUUGUAGAACUAUGUUUCGAGUGUGCAAAACCAGUUUAUCCGUUGGAUCAACUAGAAAAAAUCGACCAACACAAAAUAAUUGAAAAGGACGAGAAAAUAGGUAAUUCUGAGCUAUUCUGUGUCGAAUGUGAUAGAGAUUUGUUGAGAUUUGUUAAACCUGACGAGUGUGAAUUUUGUACCAAGAAUAAAGUAUAA
Ceutorhynchus assimilis (cabbage seed weevil) is the source of this 339-nucleotide messenger RNA. NCBI's taxonomy places the organism in Eukaryota, Metazoa, Arthropoda, Insecta, Coleoptera, Curculionidae. The record is from the annotation of a GenBank genome assembly.